UCCCAAAUUUGCGAGGGCCUUCCAGCACCCAUUUCUUUUUUUAAAACCACCAUAAACUCUGGGUUUCUUUCAAUUUUACUAUUAACCCUUUUUUUCCCUCAAAUCUUGCAUGAUUUACUACUUUCCCCCUCAUUCUCUUCUCUAAAAAAACUCGAUUUCUCUCUGAAAAUCAGGGAGAAAAAUCAAGGGAAAUUGUGCGAAAGAGGUAGCUUGAAUUACAGAAAGAGAGAGAAAAUGUUGAACCCAGUUCCGGUUGUAAACACAUACCCUUUAUCAAGCUACACUUUCGGCACCAAAGAGCCUAAGAUGGAGAAAGAUACUUCUGUUGCUGAUCGCCUUGCUCGCAUGAAAAUCAAUUACAUGAAGGAGGGUAUGAGAACAAGUGUGGAAGCAAUUCUACUGGUACAGGAGCACAAUCAUCCACACAUACUUCUUCUCCAAAUUGGAAACACGUUCUGCAAACUUCCUGGUGGUCGGUUGAAGCCAGGCGAGAAUGAGAUUGAGGGUCUGAAAAGAAAAUUAUCCAGCAAGCUUGCUGCAAACUCUCCUUCUCUACAUCCAGAAUGGCAGAUAGGGGAGUGUGUGGGUGUUUGGUGGCGGCCAAACUUUGAAACUAUUAUGUAUCCCUACUGCCCUCCUCAUAUUACAAAACCAAAGGAGUGCAAAAAACUCUACGUUGUUCAUCUAUCCGAGAGAGAGUACUUUGCUGUGCCGAAAAACUUGAAACUUCUUGCCGUGCCUUUGUUUGAACUCUAUGACAAUGUCCAGAGAUACGGACCUGUCUUAUCCUCCAUUCCACAGCAGCUGUCAAGAUUCCAGUUUAAAAUGAUCUCUCCCUGAGAUUAUCCUGGGUCCAUGGAAUUCUUGCUUCCAACAGUUACCUGAGAUAGAAAUUAUAAGUUCACUGCGAAAGUCCAAGGCCUUUAUUCUCAUUCAAAUAUCGGAAGUUACUCUUAACCUUUACUUAUCACUAAUUGGAGACUUGUUAAUUAGAUUCGUCAUCUGUGCUCGGGAAUAUUUGGGACCAGUUCCUUGUGUCAGGUAGUUAUUCUUAAUUUCCUGACACAUUCUUGAACUGUUGUUAGAUUAGUAUACAACAAGGCAGGGUAGUAUUUGCAUAGUAUGUUAUACAGAAACUGUGGCGACUUUUACAGUAGCUGUUUUUUGGCAGAUCAAAUGGUUCUGCUAUUGUAAUGACUGGUCAUGAAAGAGGUAGGGAGGAUAUCUGUUUUGCUUAUUGAUGAUAUCUUUGUUUGUUACCGGUAUUUUUCGAAAUUCUGGGCAAUGCCUGAUCCUGGGUGAGAAUUCUAGCUCGAUAACUUGUUUUGUGCAAAUAUUCAGAAUAUGCUUUGCUACAGCAUCCUCUUGGUAUGUCAGGAAUCAGGUGAACAUAAAUAUGCAAGGUGUUGUACUAUUGUGAAUGUCAUGGGGAUGAACAAAGAAGUUUAACACACUCACAGAUCAAAAGAUUAAACUGGUUAUAUUAUAGCAAAGUAUAUUUCAAGGAA
This is a messenger RNA of Chenopodium quinoa (quinoa), 1508 nucleotides long. Its product is annotated as pre-mRNA cleavage factor Im 25 kDa subunit 2-like. The record is from RefSeq and is a predicted model, not a curated record. The transcript has 7 exons. Gene Ontology annotation, cellular component: mRNA cleavage factor complex. The coding region runs from base 235 to 840 and encodes 201 amino acids. Gene Ontology annotation, molecular function: mRNA binding. NCBI's taxonomy places the organism in Eukaryota, Viridiplantae, Streptophyta, Magnoliopsida, Caryophyllales, Amaranthaceae.